CAAAUCCAACAGAUCCGAAACCGGGAAAUCUCCUCUGCGUUCGUCUCUACUACAAACCCAGUAAAACUGGUAUUUAAGAUUCUUUCAAUACUCAAAGAUCAACAGAUCAUAAAGUCGACGGCUUUCCUUGAUUGAGGACUUUUCCGCUAUAAUGGAAUCGACCGCUUUGAAGGGAUUUUGCUAACCUAAGCUUCACCGCUUUUUCACUUCACAAUUUUCCUAGUGGUAAAGGGAAGCGGAAACCGCGGGCGGACGGCGUCGUUUUGGCACUUUCUGUGCGUUCAAAUCACGCUCAAAAAACGAAUCGGAGUCAUCACCAGAAGUAGAAAGAGAAUCGGAGUUUGAGAAAGAAUCUCAUUGCUAGGGUUUCGCUUAGCGAUUGUCUCAUGAUUGCUUUGAUAAUUUACCAUCUAGGUUUCGCAGGAGUUCCUGUUCGUCCGGGGUUUUAGAGAGAGAAGCUAGAGAGAGAAGGGGAGGAUUUUUUGGAUUUCGGAGAUUUUUUUUUUAAAGGAUGCAGACGGAGGCUAGAGUGGGGAUCGUGGUCGAAGGAGGGCAGAGAGCUCUGAAUACUGUCCAUGGCGGAGUCGCCGUCGAAGGCAGCGUCAGAGGUUUGACGCCGCAACAGCGUCCGCAGCAGUCGAUGCACCAGCAGUCUCAGAUCGGAACGAUGUCGCAGCUCGUCGCCGGAGGCGUUGCCGGCGCUCUCAGCAAGACCUGCACGGCCCCACUCGCUAGACUCACUAUUCUCUUUCAGGUGCAAGGCAUGCACUCUGAUGUUACUACAUUAAGAAAGGCCAGCAUAUGGCGGGAGGCUUCGCGAAUCGUUGGGGAAGAAGGAUUUAGAGCUUUCUGGAAAGGAAAUUUGGUCACAAUCGCUCACAGAUUACCCUAUUCUUCUGUCAAUUUCUAUGCAUACGAGCACUACAAAAAGUUACUUCAGAUGAUUCCGGGGCUAGAAAGCCGUAGGCAAAGUAUGAAAACGGACCUCUGUGUACAUUUUGUCGGCGGUGGCUUAGCGGGAAUAACAGCUGCGUCAGCCACAUAUCCCUUGGACCUUGUGAGGACACGGCUCGCAGCCCAGACGAAUACGAUGUAUUACCGAGGUAUUUGGCAUGCUUUGCGAACUAUUAGCUGUGAGGAGGGUAUUUUUGGACUCUAUAAAGGACUUGGAGCAACUCUCCUGGGUGUUGGGCCCAAUAUAGCUAUUAGCUUCUCAGUGUAUGAGAGUUUGAGAUCUUCUUGGCAGUCACAUAGGCCUCAUGAUUCUUCUAUCUUGGUUAGUCUGGCUUGCGGCAGUCUUUCAGGCAUUGCAUCCUCAACAGAGAAACAAGCUGUGGUGCAGGCUCUGCACCAAUUACCUAAACAGACUGACCCCUAGAACCAGAGACCAGACUGGAGUGGUUUUUUUAAUAUGGCAUUUGAGUAUUUUAGUAAGGAAAGCCAUUAAGAAAUUGUUAUUUUUCCUUUUUGGUUCAUCUAACUCUAAUUUUACAUGAAGAUAUUCCUUGCAUUAAUUUAAUAUAUUCAAUGACGUAUCUCCCCAAGCCUUGCAGUGGGUUCCUUUAUUGGGUGGCACUAUUCUCAGGUGAACCUAUCUUAUUUCAGUUAUCGAUUGUGAGAGGUGUCCUCUUUGAGGUAUGCUUCUCACUUGGCCUUUUUGUUCCAAUGGCUUCACAGGUGUUGGAUCCUCCAAGUCUCACCAGUGCAUAGGGGAGUACUGUGUUCAUUGAUCUACAUCCAAUAUAGAUUAGGCGCAUCACUUAUCUAGUUUCAUGUUAAAUAAGACGUAAUAUCGAUCCAAUUCGAAUUAAGUGGCUCCUUUUGUAUGCAUCAGCAUCGUGUAGCAGGAAACACCAAACUUGCAAUUUCAAAGCAAAUCUAAAUUCUGAUACUGUAAUUUGCUAAAUUUUACAAAAACUACAUGUUUAUACUUUAUAUCACCGUUAGCUUUGGGGCUUAGAUAUGUUUUUUUAGUGUUGCAUUUACUCAGUACCAAGUUUUGAUAGGGUAUUCUAUAUUGACUAAAGCUGUCAAUUUGUAGCUAGAUCUUAGUAACUAUAACUUGUAGAGCCUGAACCCUUCUAUUGCCCCUUGUUACCGACAGUAACCUAAAAAGUUACUGAUUUUUGGGUGAUUUUCUCAAGUUAAACAGGAAUGUUCUUUUUUCUUCAAAGAGAUCAUAUGGAUGUGUAACAUGAACUAACCUUCAAAAGUUUGUAUGAUGUGUGAUUUGUAACUUAAUGGUAUGAUACACUUAUAAUAUAGGUGGAAAGCAUUUUUCUUAUUUGUCAUUAGACCUUUUUCAUUCUAUGUUUUUGUUGAUGUUUUUUCUUUCUUCUCAUGAUAAUGUUGAGAACCAGAAAGUGUCAGCCAUGUUCUUUUCACAACUCAAAUUACAACUCAAACUCUUUCAUAUUAAAAUUAA
Messenger RNA from Morus notabilis, 2425 nucleotides. RefSeq names its product mitochondrial substrate carrier family protein B. NCBI's taxonomy places the organism in Eukaryota, Viridiplantae, Streptophyta, Magnoliopsida, Rosales, Moraceae. The transcript has 7 exons. The record is from RefSeq and is a predicted model, not a curated record. The coding region runs from base 512 to 1378 and encodes 288 amino acids. Gene Ontology annotation, biological process: transmembrane transport.